AAUAAUAAUAAUAAUAAUAAUAAUAAUAAUAAUAAUAAUAAUAAUAAUAAUAAUAAUAAUAAUAAUAAUAAUAAUAAUAAUAAUAAUAAUAAUAAUAAUAAUAAUAAUAAUAAUAAUAAUAAUAAUAAUAAUAAUAAUAAUAAUAAUAAUAAUAAUAAUAAUAAUAAUAAUAAUAAUAAUAAUAAUAAUAAUAAUAAUAAUAAUAAUAAUAAUAAUAAUAAUAAUAAUAAUAAUAAUAAUAAUAAUAAUAAUAAUAAUAAUAAUAAUAAUAAAAAUAAUAAUAAUAAUAAUAAUAAUAAUAAUAAUAAUAAUAAUAAUAAUAAUAAUAAUAAUAAUAAUAAUAAUAAUAAUAAUAAUAAUAAUAAUAAUAAUAAUAAUAAUAAUAAUAAUAAUAAUAAUAAUAAUAAUAAUAAUAAUAAUAAUAAUAAUAAUAAUAAUAAUAAUAAUAAUAAUAAUAAUAAUAAUAAUAAUAAUAAUAAUAAUAAUAAUAAUAAUAAUAAUAAU
This is a messenger RNA of Portunus trituberculatus (swimming crab), 504 nucleotides long. RefSeq lists its product as uncharacterized. The transcript has a single exon. The annotation marks the transcript as partial. Lineage: Eukaryota; Metazoa; Arthropoda; Malacostraca; Decapoda; Portunidae. The record is from RefSeq and is a predicted model, not a curated record.